AUGAUAUUUCGAAUAAUUCUGUCCACUCUCAUCACACUACCUAUGGUUCAAAUGUGUAUUGGCAUGAUUCCUCCAGAAGACGUAUCGGUUGGUACAACAUCUGCUACUCUAUCUACUACUCAAGCUUCUCCGAUAACUACUACACAAUGUACUGCGUCAUCGUGCCCAUCAACGACUACAGCGGUAAGAGUGACUCCUGUAAUGGUUUCUCCUGUAACUGUAACCACAGCAACUGUCACAAUGGCUCCCGCGUUGUGCACAACAUGUGAUAUAGCUGCGAUCGCACCAGUUAUGGAAGCCAACACGGUUUUUGAGAAUACAAAUACAGUAGGAGCCGAUGGGUGUACACAAACCAAUGCAAUAUGCAGAAGAACCGACGAUCAAGUGUGUACAGGAGUCACUUUAUCUGCAACAAAUGCUGCUGGGACUUCUACUAUUUCCAGUGCCAUGAAUGCGAAUCAAGUCAGCGGAUUGCUCACUUGUCAGGCUGAUGGUACCUACUCCAGUGGCUCAGUCACAGGAAUCACCAAACUCGUAUGCACUUUUGAUACAUGUGUACCUGCUUGCGCAUCAUGUGACAUAGAAGCUACUAAACCAUUGAUGGACCCACCCGGUACAGUUUUCGGUUAUAGUGAUAGCACCCCUGAUGGCCAAACAUGCAAGUCAUACGUUGUUGCUUGUUUUUACUUCGGUAACUUGUGUGCUACAAUAAAUUUUUAUGCUGAAAUUGGGACAGGAGGAGAACAGGUUAUCGAUACAAUGACCAAUUCAAAUGGCGCAAAAGCGGAAGUUGACUGCGGAAAUGAUGCAAAAUUAACAUUCAUGGGAAUGUAG
This is a messenger RNA of Caenorhabditis remanei, 834 nucleotides long. RefSeq lists its product as uncharacterized. The transcript is spliced from 8 exons. Bases 1 to 834 code for a protein of 277 amino acids. NCBI's taxonomy places the organism in Eukaryota, Metazoa, Nematoda, Chromadorea, Rhabditida, Rhabditidae. The record is from RefSeq and is a predicted model, not a curated record.